Ceraceosorus bombacis is the source of this 2022-nucleotide messenger RNA. NCBI's taxonomy places the organism in Eukaryota, Fungi, Basidiomycota, Exobasidiomycetes, Ceraceosorales, Ceraceosoraceae. The record is from the annotation of a GenBank genome assembly.
AUGUACGACCCGCUGGCCAUUCGCUCGCCUGGCGCCAGACUGCCUCAUUUCGCUGCUGCUCCAAAGGUCGAGGCAGAGGAUGUGCAGCUGGUGCGCCUCAUUCAACAGCGAGCUCUCACCCGCCCACACUGCGCCAUGGCUUAUCUCUGCCCGCCGCCCAUAUCCUCCUCCUCUGAUGGCCACACCCACCCCCACUCACUCCACACCCACGCCCACUCACUCCACACCCACGCCCACUCACUCCACACCCACACCCCCCACACCCCCAUCGAGGUCACGUGGUCUCAGGGAUCGCGCAUCGUCGCUCAUCUGGCUCAACACUACGCGCCGCUGGUGGAGCAGUUGGAGGAGUCGAAUCGCUUGGUGGCCAUCUACUGCCAACCGCCCAUCCACGCCUUUUUCCAUCACUUUGCCCUUUGGGCUCUCGGCGUCGGCGUCCUCUUUCUCGAUCAAAACCUCGACGCAUGCCUUCGACAUGACCUCAUCGCACCUGCACAGGCCAUCUUGUACUGCACGCAUGUCCAGUCGCCAAAAGAUGCGCAGUGGGUAGAGGCGCUGCAGGUGAAGCACAAGUGGCAGCUGCAUCCUCAACAGCACGGCGCACUGGCCAUGGCACAAUGGGCGCAGCAGCAGCAGCAACAAGAGAGCAUCGACGGUGAGCGUGCGCGCGCGCGAGAGAGAGGCUUGCCUGCCUGCCUGCCUGCCUGCCUGCCUGGCUGAUCGCCCGCCUCGCCUCGUCGUGCCCGUCCGUAUCACAACACAACCUCCUGCCCAACGCACGCGGGUGGCAUAGUGCCCGAAUGGCCGCGCACCAUCAAGAUGCCUCACCCUGCUCUGGUCAAUCACACUUCCGCUUCCACAGGUGUGCCCAAGCACUGCUUCACCGCCAUCCACUUUUGGUCUCGCGGCUUGAAGCGCACGGCCAUGGCCUUUCUGGGUGCUCAAGCCGAUACGCUGCCAACACAGCUCCAUCAGCGCGGCAGGCUCCUCACCACCAACUGCUUCUUUUUCACGUGAGUGUCCGAGUGCCGGGCAGAGGUGCACCUACGUCGACUGAUCUCCGCACCGCACCGCACACCGCCGCACACCGCCCGCCAAAACCCAGCUACACGGCCUACAUUACAUUGCAGUGGAUCGUUGGUCAGCCGGUCAUCGUGCCGCACCCCGCAGACGGCAAGACAUGCACGCCCACAGAGUGGCUGGAAACCAUCGCCCUGUCGGAUGCGGCUCACUUUGGCACCUACCCCACCGUCGCAGAGGAGAUGGUUCGCAUCGCACGCGGCAAUGCGCGCUACCAGGCUGCACUGCGAAAGUUGGACAGCUUGGCAGUCAUGGGCGCACCCGUAGAGCCUCACUUGGACGCCCUCUUUCGCGACUUUGGCAUCAAGCAGGUGCACAACAUCUACGGCGUUUCGGAAUUUGGACGCGUCAUGUCCUCCAAAUCGCCUCCCAUGAGGCUGGAUGCCCUGGCUGCGGGGCCAGGCUCCAAUCACCUCGUCUUUACGCCGCUCCCUCCUUCUUCUGAUAACGACAAACAGACAACAGAGACGGAAUAUCAAGCUUGGAGCAUCAUUGAGCGCAAUCCCAAGCUGCAGGCCAACAUUCAACAAGGCGGCAUCCACGUCAAGGUGGAACCUUUUGCCGGUCCAGGUGCAGACCACGGGAAACCAUGCAUCAACCUGGCCGACCUGUUCGUGCGCCUGCCCGACGCUCCCGGUCAGACGGAACCCUUUUGGAAGCUGGUGGGCAGGUCGAGCGACGUCAUCGUCUACGCCAAUACUCUCAGCGCCAAUGCCAGCGCCUUGGAAGCCAAGUUGGCCAAGUGUCUGCGAGACAGGUCGCCUCGCGACACCGUCACGGCUGUUCAAGUGCUGGGGCACGGCAAGCCGUGGAGCGCUUGUCUGAUCCAGAGCCCGCGGCCAGAACUCCUCGGUCAAGGCGUGCUCAGAGAUGCGUUGCAAGAGUACAAUGCGGAGUUGAUUACGCCAAUGGCAAAAAUAGAGAUGGAAAGAGUCAACGUGA